This is a messenger RNA of Juglans microcarpa x Juglans regia, 617 nucleotides long. RefSeq names its product beta-glucosidase 13-like. Lineage: Eukaryota; Viridiplantae; Streptophyta; Magnoliopsida; Fagales; Juglandaceae. The record is from RefSeq and is a predicted model, not a curated record. Gene Ontology annotation, molecular function: beta-glucosidase activity. The coding region runs from base 1 to 456 and encodes 151 amino acids. The transcript is spliced from 4 exons. Gene Ontology annotation, biological process: carbohydrate metabolic process.
AUGGAUUGCAAAAUAUAUGGAUUUAAUAGCUAUUUUCUAUCCACCUUACCAUCAUUCAUUUUCUAUAAAUCUCAGGCUGCUUCGGAUUGGCUCUAUGUCUAUCCUAGAGGAAUCUACGAUCUUCUUGUCUACACAAAAACCAAGUACGGUGAUCCAGUAAUUUACAUCACCGAGAAUGGAAUCAAUGAGCACAAUAAUGCCUCAAUACCUCUUAAGGAAGCUCUUGUGGACACCCACAGAAUUGAUUAUCAUUAUAGGCACCUUGCGUAUGUUCACAAGGCUAUUGGGGAGGGCGUGAGAGUUAAAGGAUACUUUGCUUGGUCAUUCUCGGACACCUUUGAAUGGUUUUCUGGUUAUACGAUUCGGUUUGGCAUCCACUUUAUCGACUUUGAGAACGGAUUGAAAAGACACCCUAAACUUUCAGCACAAUGGUUCAAGAAUUUCCUCAAGAAAUAGAAAUGAAGAUUUUCGCAUUACGAACUGCCUAUCAAUAAAUUGAGCAUGUAUCUCUUCACUAUGAGUAUUGUACUUUUUAAAUAAUGUAAUUUUCUUUCUGUAUUGGCUGAAACGCUUGCAGAAUGAUAAAUUGCUUUGCGGAUGGUCUCCGCCUUUUAUUA